AUGGAAAAGUCAAAAAGGUACAUAAGCCUCAUUAAGAUGAUGGAAAGGAAAAAAUUUGAGAAGUAUAGAUUAAAACAAAUAAUGGAUAAUAUAUAUAAAGGAAAAAUAAUUGAAAUAAAUAAAAUGAAAAAUAUUCCAACUGAAAUAAGAAGAGAAUUAAAAAAUAUAUUUCAUAAUAAUAUUUUAAGUAUAAAACCGAUCAAAGAAUUAAAAUAUGAUAGAGCAUAUAAAGUAUUAUUUCAGUGUAAAGAUAAUGAAAAGAUUGAAGCAACAUCAUUAGAUUUUGGUUCACAUAAAUCUUUAUGUAUAUCUAGCCAAAUAGGUUGUUCUUUUGGAUGUAAGUUUUGUGCUACUGGUCAAAUUGGUAUAAAAAGACAAUUAGAUAUAGAUGAAAUAACUGAUCAACUUUUAUAUUUUCAAUCAAAAGGAGUUGAUAUAAAAAAUAUAUCUUUUAUGGGUAUGGGAGAACCUUUAGCUAAUCCAUAUGUUUUUGAUUCUAUACAAUUUUUUAAUGAUAAUAAUUUAUUUUCUAUAUCUAAUAGACGUAUUAAUAUAUCUACUGUUGGUCUUUUACCAGGAAUUAAAAAAUUAAAUAACAUUUUUCCUCAAGUUAAUUUAGCGUUCUCAUUACAUUCUCCAUUUACUGAAGAAAGAGAUCAACUUGUACCAAUUAAUAAAUUGUUCCCGUUUAAUGAAGUUUUUGAUUUAUUAGAUGAAAGAAUAGCAAAAACUGGUAGAAGAGUUUGGAUAAGUUAUAUUUUAAUUAAAAAUCUUAAUGACUCCAAAGAUCAUGCAGAGGCUUUGUCUGAUCAUAUAUGUAAAAGACCAAAUAACAUAAGAUACUUAUAUAAUGUAUGUUUAAUACCUUAUAAUAAAGCCAAAAAUGUUGACGAAAAUUUUCAUCGAUUGGACGAUGCUGAAAAAAUCCUUCAAUUUGAAAAAAUUUUAAAGAAAAAUGGAAUUUCCUUUUUUUACAGAAAUUCAUUUGGAUACUCAAUUGACGCCGCCUGUGGUCAAUUAUAUGCUGAUUAUGAACCGAAAAAAAAGAAAGAAAAAAUUGAAUCUAAAAAUUUGUCUUUAUUAUUAUAA
Molecule: messenger RNA, 1089 nt
Organism: Plasmodium reichenowi
Lineage: Eukaryota; Apicomplexa; Aconoidasida; Haemosporida; Plasmodiidae
Product: radical SAM protein, putative
Exons: 5
Coding region: 1-1089 (362 amino acids)
Biological process (GO): tRNA methylation; rRNA base methylation
Molecular function (GO): iron-sulfur cluster binding; RNA methyltransferase activity
Source: RefSeq, a predicted model, not a curated record